Molecule: messenger RNA, 1194 nt
Organism: Yamadazyma tenuis ATCC 10573
Lineage: Eukaryota; Fungi; Ascomycota; Pichiomycetes; Serinales; Debaryomycetaceae
Product: AAR2 splicing factor family protein
Biological process (GO): spliceosomal tri-snRNP complex assembly
Source: RefSeq, a predicted model, not a curated record
AUGAACAAGCCUCCUAAAACAACAGUAAUAUUCCACGGCGUACCCAAUGAUACCACAAACUGGCUUGUUGGUAUUGAUACCAAGUUCUUCACCAUUAACCAGCUUCUCAAGGGAAUAAAAUUGAUUCCCGAUGGGAUCCAUUUCAUCCAUUAUUCCUUGCCCUCCAUAAAAUCAAAUGACACAAAUGCUGCAACAUCUUCCAGCAUACGAUACGGUAGGUGGAUCGAAUGUGAUAAUAGCGUUACUGUGCUUUAUUGGAAUCUGGACUUGGAAAAGUUUGAUAUCGUUGAUGACAAAAACGUACCUGAAGCUUUGAAUUACUCCAAAUACACUCAGAAUUUGGGUGAGAUAUAUUCGCUUACAGUAGCGUACCCGGAAGAUGAAGCUAUAUGGAAUGGGUUGAUCCUGGCCAUUGACUUGGAGAUUAUACUGGACUUGGUAUCAUUAAAGAGUGAUAGCUAUUCUAAAGAAGUCAACACUAUAACUCCUUCAACUGAAGAAAAUACAAUUUUGCUGAACCAGCUCAAACUGAAAGAUCCCACUCGUGAAUUAGAUCCAAACUUGAUCUCUGGAAGUGAGAUCCAGUUCACCAUAUUGAACUUCAAACAGAAGAGAGACAACGUUUCUCUUGAGCAAAUCAGCCAAGAUUAUCUUGAUAAAUCAUGGUACUUGGAAGAAACUUUUGGGCACGAUACAGACUUUGUUCUUGGAGAGCUACAGCUAAGUUUUGUCCAGUUUAUUAUUCUAGGAAAUUUCUGUUCAGGGUUGCAGUGGCUCAAUACCCUCAAGCUUUUGCUGAUGAGUAAGACCUUUAUCGUUGCAAAUAAGUCAUUCAGCUUGAAGUUUUUACGGUCGUUUAAGUUGCAGUUGGAAAGUAUUCCUGCCGAGUACAUCGGGGAGACCAUCAGUUUAAACAGCGCUGUUGAUACCAAGAAUUUCAUUGGAAUCAUGGAAAACUUUGUCAAAGACGUAUAUCCCCGUGAAAUGUGGGGCAAUGACGACUGUUGUGGAAAGAUGAAAGUUAAUGGAAUGGUUGUAGAUACCUGGAAGAAGAUUCUCCUUUUGAUUCAACAACGGUUCCAGCUUGACUUAUCGAAUUUGGAGAACAGGAAGGUCGACGAAGACCAGUUUGAGGUAUUUGACCUCAAGGAUUAUGAUGAAAACGAUGAAGAUGUUCCGGCCAUUGUGUCGUGA